CUUUCUCUCUCUCUCUCUUCGUCCUCCCCUUCUCCGUCUAAUUUGUUGUUGGUGGCGCACCAUUAUAUAAUCUGGUUCAUCAUCUGCUUUGGUAUUAUACUUAAAAUUUGUUUUAUUAAUAAAUUUACGUUUCUCGCUUAACCGGGUUGCUCGUACUUUUCUGUUGAUGCAUUUUACGUGGAGAACAGAACUUCUAAGCUAUUAAGAUAUUCAACCAAUCUGUAAGAUUACUUUCCACUUCAUAUAUACGCAGUUCCGUUUCGUACAAUUUCUUUUGGCAGAAAAGAAACCCGGAUAUAUACCCGUUGUUUAUUUUAUCCUCUUGAAUUAUAAACUUUAAACUUAUCAACGAGACAUAUUUCACCUUUUAUUUCUCUCAACAGGUAUUUUAAAUACAAUAUGGAUUGUAUAAUGGUAUUUGGAAUCAUCUGUGAAAAUAAAACAAAGGUUUCUCUUCUCUAUGCCACACAUACAAUUUCCAUUAAUGGAUUUACAUCACACGUCAACAUCGAGGCUGAAUAUAUAAAUGAAAGCCAACACAAAACAGAAGCUAAGUUUGUUUUCCCUGUGGAAGAAGACAGUGCCGUAUAUAAAUUCGAAGCUAAAAUUGGUGAUGUCCAUUUAGUUGCCAAAUCUAAAGACAAAGAUGUUGCCAAAAAGGAAUACAAAGAAGCUGUAGAUAAAGGUCAGUCUGCCAUUUUGUUGCGAGAGACAAGUACAUCUGGUGAUAUUUUUGAGUAUAGUUUAGGUAAUAUUCCAGCAAAUGAAAAGAUCCAUUUACAAAUAUGCCUUGUUUCUGAACUUUCUUGUGAAGUUGAUGGGGCAGUGAAAUUUCAUAUGCCAUUUGUGCUUAAUCCCAGAUAUGGUCUUAAACCUGCAGAUGAAAAUUAUCAAAAUGCACCUAAACCAAAAGAGUUUAGUUUCAAUGCCUCCGUCAACUGGAAUUCACAAAUCAAAGACAUCAAAUCAGAACAUCCAGUUAAGGUGGAAUAUCAGGAUAACAAGUGUCAUGCUACUGUGAGAAUGGCAAAGGAAUUCAAUUUUGAGAAAGACCUUCUUCUGCAAGUGUACUAUGAAGAUGUAGAAAAACCACAAGUAAUUUUAGAGAAAGGAGAUGAGAAUUCUAAAGGAAUGUUUUCUAAAGAUAUUAUGAUGAUAAAUGUGUUUCCAGAACUUCCGCAAGUAAAACAAUCUGCCGCUAAUGACUAUAUUUUUGUUAUUGAUUGCUCAGGAAGCAUGAGUGGAGAGAAAAUUGAAGCAGCAAAAGAUACCUUGUUACUUUUCUUAAAAAGUUUACCUUUGGGUUGCUCAUUUAAUGCUAUCAGCUUCAAUAAUGAUUUUGAAUUUCUGUUCAAAGAAGGAAGCCAAGAAUAUAGUGAAGAUUCUCUGAAUGAAGCAUUGAAAUUCCAGAAAAAUCUAUAUGCUUCAGGAGGAACAGAAAUUCUUAGUGCACUGAAAUCACUCUCUGACAAAAAACCAUUUCAAAAUUUCCAUCGACAAGUAUUCUUAAUAACUGAUGGUGAAGUCUACAGCACAAACGAUGUCAUUCAAUUGGUCAAGUCACAAGUAAACAACACACGAUACUUCACAAUUGGUAUUGGUUCUGGAGCUUCUACAGAAUUGGUCAAAGGUAUUGCCCGCGCAGGGAAGGGACAAGCAGAGUUUGUGAUGACAAACGACAACCUUAAGGCAAAAGUUAUGCGUUUAUUAAAAUUGUCAAUGCAACCAUUUGUAUCUUCGGUUUGUCUCUCUGCUAAACAUGGUGAAAACAAUAAAGAAUUAUCCUUUAUUUCAGUUCCAGAAAGGCUGCCAUGUAUUUUCAGUGAAGAAAAAUUAAUCCUUUAUCUAGUUUUGCAUGAAGCUGAGACUAGUUGCAAAAAUGUGAAAUUGAAUCUUUGUGGUAAAAUUGGUGAAUCAGACUUUUCACUUGAUUUUGAAGCAAGGUUGUUGGGACAGAAUAAUAAGGAAAUGACAAUACACCGUCUUUGUGUGAAAAGGAAAAUACAGGAAUUGGAAUUAAAUGAAGAUUUGGGUAAAGGUGAUGAAAUAAAAUCAGAGAUUAUCGAUUUGGGUACAAUGGCUAAUUUAGUUUCAAAGUACACAAGUUUUGUUGGUUUGGAUGAACAUGUUCCAGAUGCUAUUCAAACAGUCACUAUGGCAUUUACAUUUAAAGCCACGCGUUCUCGUAGUAAGAAUGUUCCUGCAAUAGUAAGAAUGUUCCGUAAGUUUUACAACAGAGUUUUACAACACUCUAUGCCAAAGCCAGUACGUCCGAGAGAAGAUAUAGCUGGAAUGUAUGCUUCCAUAAAUAAUUCCUUAAGUAUAAAUGCUGAGAAUUCAAGACAGUCACCUCACUCAGACUUAACCUCUUCAAAGGGAACAAUUAAGGACAUUUUAACAGGUUUGGUUGAUCUACAAGCUUUCUCUGGUUUCUGGAAUCUAGAUGAUCAAUUGGCUCAAGCUCUCAAUAUUUCUCUUAAGGAUCUGAACGAUGAGAAUCCAUCUGUUAGUGAUAAAGUAUGGGCUACAGCUCUUGUUGUUGCUGUACUAAGAGAAAAAUUAGCUUCCCAGCACUGUGAAUGGGAAUUUAUUGAAAAGAAAGCAAUUGUGUGGCUGGAAUCUCAGAAUAUACAACCACUGUAUUCAGAGAAGUUACUAGAAAAAGCUACAAACUUCAUAAAAAACAAAAUGGUUGCCUAACAAUUUCUGUUUAUUUCAUAUUUUAAGACUUUCACUACUGUAUAACUGAGAAAAAUACCUUAACAUUUUAACUUGUAUAUCAUUACUUUUACUCAGCUAAUUCCUGUAACAGAUCAAUAAACAAAUAUUUUAUAUAUCUAUACAGCUGUAAAAUAUAAUAAAAUAUAAAACCAUAAUCCUUA
Molecule: messenger RNA, 2882 nt
Organism: Octopus sinensis (East Asian common octopus)
Lineage: Eukaryota; Metazoa; Mollusca; Cephalopoda; Octopoda; Octopodidae
Product: von Willebrand factor A domain-containing protein 5A-like
Exons: 2
Coding region: 400-2700 (766 amino acids)
Source: RefSeq, a predicted model, not a curated record